Molecule: messenger RNA, 4780 nt
Organism: Haplochromis burtoni (Burton's mouthbrooder)
Lineage: Eukaryota; Metazoa; Chordata; Actinopteri; Cichliformes; Cichlidae
Product: neuromedin-U receptor 1
Exons: 4
Coding region: 195-1451 (418 amino acids)
Biological process (GO): G protein-coupled receptor signaling pathway
Cellular component (GO): plasma membrane
Molecular function (GO): neuromedin U receptor activity
Source: RefSeq, a predicted model, not a curated record
CCAGUUGUGACGCACUAAGGCACCAAGGCGGUCAAGAUAAAGUGUCAGAAAAAAGUCCAGGAUGCAGAGAAACAUGACAAUCACCCAUCUUCCCUCAUUUCUUCAGCUCUUGCGAAUCCUGUAGAUAAGAAGAGUAUAAAGACCACAAACUGCAGGUUUAUAUUAGUUGAGGAACCUGCUGUCCAGUCACCACGAUGCCGAUACCUAACUGCACCUUCAACUCUCUUGCAGCCAUUUUAACUGGUGACAGAGAACUCAGUGACUUAGGAUGCCCCGAUUCUGCUGUGGUGUGUGGAAUGAAUAUCUCCUGGGUGUUGACGAACGCCACUCAAGAAGAUCUGGAAGAAAAGCUUUGCUUGACUGAGGACAAGUACCUAUCCAAAAAUCUGGGGGAAUCAAAAUCCCCCAUGUUUCUCCCUGUCUGUGUCACUUACCUCACCAUCUUCAUCGUGGGUGUCCUGGGCAAUUCCCUGACCUGUGCGGUCAUUUUACGCUACAGGGUGAUGCAAACGCCAACCAAUUACUACUUGCUGAGCCUGGCUGCGUCCGACCUGCUGGUGCUGCUUCUGGGGAUGCCGUUAGAGAUCUACGAGAUGUGGCAGAACUACCCCUUCCUGCUCGGAGAAGGGGGAUGCUAUUUUAAAACCUUCCUAUUUGAAACUGUCUGCUUUGCUUCCAUCCUCAAUGUCACUGCGCUCAGCGUGGAGCGCUACGUGGCGGUGGUGCACCCCCUCAAAGUCAAGCAUUUGACCACACGUGCUCACGUUAAGAGGGUCAUCCUCAUGUUGUGGGGGCUGUCCAUGCUGUGCGCUUUGCCAAACACCAGUCUGCAUGGGAUCGAAGUGCUGCCUCCACAGUUUGGUCGACAGUUUCCCCGAUCUGCUAUCUGCCAUCUGGUCAAACCCAUCUGGAUGUACAACUUAAUCAUCCUGAUCUCCACGCUGGUCUUCUUCCUGCUCCCCAUGCUGAUCAUUAGCGUUCUCUACCUGCUCAUUGGCUUGAGGCUGCGCAGGGAGAGGGUGCUGACCACGGUGGAUACUAACUGUGGCUUCGGUUCUGAAAGUAUCUCCAGCUCCCACAAUCAGAGGCUGAGCAAACGAAAUGUGCAAGUAACCAAAAUGCUAUGUGUGCUGGUGGUUGUCUUUGGCCUGUGUUGGGCUCCCUUCCACAUCGAUCGCUUGAUGUGGAGCUACAUCAACAUAUCAUACGAGCAGCACCGCAGGAUCUUCGAGCAUGUCCACGUCAUCUCUGGAGUUCUCUUCUACCUGAGCUCCGCUGUCAACCCCAUCCUCUACAACCUCAUGUCCACCAGGUUCAGAGAAAUGUUUAGCCACAUUACCUGCUACUCUAACAGCUGGAGAGAACACUCGAGGAGCUUCCAGAUGACUCCACGCAGCACCCUGCGUGAAAAAACAUCCCAAAGUAACAAAAUGACUUCUGGAGCCUUUUGAGCCUUUAGGAGACAAAGGAAGUAAAGGAAAAACUGAAUAAACAAGAGUUCUGCACCAAGCACCACUAACAUUAUGGAAAACGAUGUUCCUGCAUUCAUAUAGAUCUCGAACACAACCAGAAUCUGUGUCUUAGAAGCUGAUCUGACUCACAAUGAACACAAUUCACAGGCUAUUGCCCAAAAAACUACAAAUACUACACUAAAAUCUGACAAAUACUGGAGGGGGAGCAGCAGGUCUUGUGAACUGUGGAUGGACAGAAACAGACGGUCCUUCAGCCGGAUGAGCUAAAAGGUGGUUCCUGAGGCUCCUCACCUUAAGAGAAAACAAGCAUAUUUCCCUCCUGCAUGCUUUUACUCUAUAAUCAUUUUUAUCAACAAGUCCCAGAGUGUAAAAACAACAAUAACUCAAAUUACAUUCAGAGUGAAGACCAACAAGACCGCACACUGAGGUUACUGCACUGCCACAUAGAUGAUGCAGCAGCAUUUUUAUGCAUUGGCAACGCAUCCCAUCAAAUGCAUCAAAAGUAAACGUUUUCUAUUGGAAAUGGAGGUGAAUGUAUUUAUUACAUACAUACUGUGUAAUGUAAUGAAUAAUAUUUCCAGGCUUGCCUAUAUGCUGCUCUACAGCCCAUUAACACAUUCCUAGCAACACUGAAUACAUUUGUCUGUGAAUGAAAGCCAACGAAGUGUACAUGAAACGGUUUGAUAUUUAUAACCACUACGGACGCUAAUCAUGACACAAGUAUUUACAUUAUAUUCUGAAAAUACUAAAGAAUCACUGAUAUUAUGUAGCAGUUGCCACAGAGGUUCCACAUAUAUUGAUACAUAUAUUAUGGACUUGUAUACAAUGUACAUGACUAGUAACUCUACAUAUUGCUUAAGUUUUCACUGCAGCAUAAUUUGACAUAUGGUUAUUGCUCAGUUUAAAAUAUCCAAUUCAUUUUCUGCUUUGCUGGUAAGCGGUGCUAUUGUUUACCUAUUGCUUUAAUUACUUUUUGAUGCACAAUGUGUACAUAUGACAUGUUUACAAUAUCUUUUUAUGGUGUGCACCAUUAAAACAGACCUGAUUUUGAAUAUCAGUGCUGCAUGUAAGAUGUGUCAGCAGGCCCACUCAGAAAGAAAAGAUCACACCGAGUCUUGUCUUCUUUGAAUUCCUAUAGUGCAACCGGCCCCGGGAGGCAAAGGUCUUCUGUGUAUACAUCGCAGUAAAAGUGUCGGGGUGAACAAUAACGAGGUGUGCCGAAAGCCACGAGAACCUUCCGACAGGAUGUCUCAUCUCAACUUUAGGUGACGCACAGCGCGGAGGAAAAAACUCAUUUGUAUACAUGGAGAAGAUGAUGAUGAGGGGUAGAAGCUAGGAGGAAAGAUGAUGUCACCGGGUCAAUAAUAUGGAACAAAGAAUUAAUGAAUGAUUAGAUGAAGCAGGAUGUGAAAGCAGACAAAGAUGAGCCAUCUGUUCAAUACUGACAAAUCGCUUUGGAAUGAAACAGCGUUAUCAGUGUGCCACACCAGCACAGAUGAAGGGCCCUCUACCCACAGCUUCCAUCAACAUAACAAAAUGCAGCGUUUACGCACUGGCUAUGCAAAUUGGCCCAUUAAAAAAAGGGUACAUCACAGCGUCGCCCAAAUAAUUACAGACACUCAAGACCGGGGUAAUGAUUGACUCCUGUGGGACUUUAAUGUGACACUUCGAGGCAGGCAACAUCAUUUACCUUUGAAAGAUUUUUUUUUAAAUUAAGACAUUAAAGGACAGAUCACAGAAAUUAGAAAUUCAAUGUGUUUCAUUUUCACUCACAGAAAUAUGGAAUCAUCCUCACGAUGAAAGUCACGAGGCCCAAGAAUUGGAAACAAUAGAAAGUUCACGCGAUGCUCAGUGGGAGUUCUGGGAAGGAAGACUGGUGAGAGACACUAAUCAUCCGAUCAAACUCAACAGACACGAAACUUUGAAAAGGUAAUUUAUAUCCAUCAUCCUGACACGACAAGAGCUCCCAAAAUAACAAACGGUAGUGAGUUACGAGUUUGAGCUUAGAAAUCUAAUUGGCUCUGCAACAACGGUAAACUUAAAGGCCACUUCUAUUACAGUAGAAGAUGAGGAGAGAUGGAAACUUAAAGGCUACAGUGCCACUCAGUCCUCUUUUAAUAGCAAAGUGAUAAUUGGAAAUGUACUAGGACAGGAGAUAAUGUCAAGGCGCAGAGCAGUAUCAGAGACAAGAAGGAUAUGGAAGUGGAGAUAUGAUUUCCUGCCAAGAGGAUGAUGUGAAGUGCUUCAUAAUGAGAUGAGGUUAAGUAUAUUGUGAGAAUGGGGACUGACACAGAUGGGCUGUCUCAAACUCAAAGGUCUCUCUUACAUUAAUAACAGUUGAGAAAAACGUUACUCCAAGUGUCAUUGACCUGAUGUGUUGAGGAGAGGCCAGAGCACAAUGAAGCGACACCUUAGUACGCCAGCGCCGGGGUCAGCUCAAGGAGGAUUUGCAUUUACUAAGCAGUAGAAUGAAGCAAGAUAGCUGUCAGGUUUAAGGUACUUAAUCCACUUGCAAAGACUUUCCAGCAGGCUUCUAUCAGUCGAACAACCGUGACUGACUGAGCCAUUUGCAAACACUCCAUCUGUCCAAAUGACCAACACCAUUCGCCCAUCACUGUGUAUUAAUACUUGUAAUCAUGCUAGGAUCUCUUUGGAUAGCAACGCAGUUUUUUAAGGCUGAGGUUUAUCAGCAACAAUUCACCGGGUUGACUAGUUGGCUAGACCAGGGAUUGACCCACCUGGUGAUCAUCAAGAGGGCACAUUUGCUAUCCGAUCUUUAUGUGAUGACGUAUGACCUCACUCAAAUGAACACCUAGAGAAGGUUUUAGAUUUAGAGCUUCAGUGGAGAUCAGUAGAGACUUGGAGAAUCCAUGCUGAGGUGUCCAUGUGGGCUGUCUGUUAAUCUUAUUAUGAGGCUAAAAGGGCUUGUCAGCAUACUCGUUAGCCUUUUUUUGAGGCGAUCAUGUGAAAACGCUACUAAAGGUCACUAGAGCAGCACUAGCACAAAAAAUGUGUGUGGUUAAAUGUUUUGAAAAUGUUUCCUUAUAAUUCUGUGAUAGUCAGCAGCAUAUUUAUAUAUCAAAUAUCAGCAGUGAUAAUCCUGCCAGAAGUUUAGACAAGGUCAGUCAUUCAGGAGAUAAUUAGAUACCAAUGAAAUUGUUUAGAUCAAUCAAGCCAUUUACUCUAGGAAAAUAACUCCCGUCUCUGCAGCUGUUAACGUGACUCACAGCCCUACUCGCUGUCAUAUAACCACACUAUCACUAGCCACUUCAUUAGGUACACUUUGCUAGUAUCUGAUUGGACCCCCU